CGCUGCCGCGCCUGCGCCUAGUGGUUGUGCGCCGGGCCGGCCGCCAUGCAGCAAAGUGGAGGUUAGGCGGCUGCAUCGCUUGCGGAGCGUGCAGUUUGGCGGCUUUACCGCUGCCGAAUGGCGGGCCGCGGCUGGAGGUGCGGGAUCGAGCAAGUGCUGUGGCUGCUCUGGAGCUGCUACUUUGCCGUUGUCUAUUCCGACGGCCCCGGGUUCAACGUCUACCUGAGCGUGGAAGAAAUGCGAAGGCUAAUUGGUAUUGAUGCAGAGUUGUAUUACGUGCGGAAUGAUGUUAUUAGUCACUAUGCGUUGCCUUUUAAAUUACUCGUACCGGGAGAGACCAACAGUCUUCAUUUUACAUGGCAUGCUAAAUCCAAGGUAGAAUACAGAUUGGGUUUUCAAGUGGAUGAUCCAGCAGCCAUGCAUAUACCUCAGACUAACAUCUCUAUACAAGGAGAGGUUCCACGCUCUGUAUCAGUAUUUAGAGUGGAUCUUUUAUGCACAGGAAAAUUGGAUUCAGAAGUCACCAUGGAAAUGCAGCUUAAUGUCACUAUUAACUCUGCAAAGAACAUAACAGUUCUCAACUUCAAAAGGAGGAAAAUAUGCUACAAAAGAUCUGAACAGGAAGAAAAAAAAUCUAUUUACCCUGGUAGAAACAAUAGCAAAACUGGCAGACCUACAUUUCAUGCGGUUCACAUUGCUCCCACCACCUCCACUCGUGUAUUCUACAUCAGUGUUGGAGUGUGUUGUGCAGUCAUAUUCCUGGUGGCAAUUAUAUUAGCUGUGCUGCACCUGCAUAGCAUGAAAAGAGUGGAAAUUGAUGAUAGUAUGAGUGAGAGUGGAAGCACGCAGGGCUUGUCACAGCCAUCCACGCAGACCACGCAGUAUCUGAGAGCAGACACACCGAACAAUGCAACACCUGUCAUCAGAAGUGAUCUGAAAGAACUUCCUGGGUGCAAUCCUGAAGAAGAAAGACAAAACAGUAUCACGCAAGUUUCCAAAAAAUCAGGUUACCCAACACUCCGGAUAGAAAAGAAUGAUCUUAAAAGUGUUACACUAUCAGAGGCAAAAGCUAAAGUGAAGGACAUAGCUAUCUCCAGAGAGAGGGUCACUCUCAAAGAUGUUCUUCAGGAAGGUACAUUUGGUCGUAUCUUUCUUGGAAUUUUAAUUGAUGAGAAAGACCCAAGUAAAGAAAAAUAUGUGUUUGCUAAAACAGUAAAAGACCAUGCUUCAGAAGUUCAAAUAACUAUGAUGUUGACAGAGAGCUGCAAACUGCGAGGACUUCAUCACAGAAACCUAUUGCCUAUCAAUCACGUUUGCAUUGAGGAUGGGGAGAGGCCCAUGGUAUUAUUUCCGUACAUGAAUUGGGGAAAUCUAAAGCUCUUCCUUCGACAAUGCAAGCUUGCUGAAGCCAACAAUCCACAGGCAAUAUCGCAGCAGGACCUUGUACAUAUGGCCAUUCAGAUCGCCUGUGGGAUGAGCUACUUGGCAAGGAGAGAAGUGAUUCAUAAAGACCUAGCUACAAGAAAUUGUGUCAUUGAUGAUGGUCUUCAGGUGAAGAUUGCAGACAACGCUCUAUCGAGGGAUCUCUUCCCUAUGGACUACCAUUGCUUAGGAGACAAUGAAAAUAGACCUGUUCGUUGGAUGGCACUGGAAAGUCUUGUCAACAGUGAAUUUUCAAGCGCAAGUGAUGUAUGGGCAUUUGGUGUUACACUGUGGGAACUAAUGACCCUGGGACAGACGCCAUAUGUCGAUAUUGAUCCUUUCGAGAUGGCAGCUUAUCUAAAGGAUGGUUAUAGAAUAACCCAGCCAAUCAACUGCCCAGAUGAACUGUUUGCAGUGAUGGCCUGCUGUUGGGCCUUGGAUCGGGAGGAGAGGCCCAAGUUUCAGCAACUGGUUCAGUGUCUCACUGAAUUUCACGCAGCCUUGGGUGCCUAUGUCUGAAAUCAUGGCUUUUAUUAGAUAUGAACUCUUCAACACUAACACCAGAUUUAAUUAUAGAAAUUAAGGAAAAGUAGGGGAGGUAAUUCUUCUGAAUAGUGUGCCUUGAAAUGCUUUCAUCAUUUGUUUUGUGAAUUAUCGAGUUCUCAUACAUAAUAGUACAGUAACAUGUUUCCCUGAAUGAGUUAGUAAUUGAAAUUCCUGGAGCACCCAAAUGUAAAGGAUUGAAAAGGCCCAGUAUCAGGGGAACAUUGCACUGUAUUCCUUCGCUUCUAUUGCCUUAUUCCUUUGGGAAAUGGGAUUUUCAAGACUGAAACACAUUUGGACAACACUUUGAAUGUCUGUUUCUCCUUUUUGAUACUACCAAUGUGUUGCUGAAGUUGUGAAGAAUUUGCCAGAUACUUCACUGCAGUAAAGCUUUGGUUUAUUCCCAAGAAUCCAGGUUCAUUCCUGUGUCUUGUGAAAUCCUAAGCCUCCGUGCACUUCCAAAUAUUUAUUUCCCUCUUGUGAGGCUGACAUUUUUUUAAAUGGAUGAGGUACCUGCUUGGCAAUGGGACAUGAAAUUUUGUCUUUUAUCUCAACACUAGGUACAUGGGUGUAAUUUUACAUUUUAGCACUUCCUGCCUCAAUAAAUUCUGUUUCCUGACCAACCAAUUACUGCAUGGUAAUUCACUAACCAGCUUCAGUAUGGAAAACUUUUAUGGUACGAGGUGAUUUGGAUAACAGGUUCAAAACCUUGCUUUGUAAAUCCAAACUUUGUAUGUAUUUUUCAAAAUUCAAUUGUUUACUGUUUACCAAGUAAUGUUCAUCUUUGUACAAUGUAAAAUGCAAAGGAUAUGAAUUAAUAAAGCAGAGAUAACCUACUGA
Hypanus sabinus (Atlantic stingray) is the source of this 2805-nucleotide messenger RNA. It is a transcript of the gene ryk, whose product is annotated as receptor like tyrosine kinase. The transcript has 16 exons. Gene Ontology annotation, biological process: axonogenesis; protein phosphorylation; multicellular organism development. Gene Ontology annotation, molecular function: ATP binding; protein kinase activity. Bases 118 to 1941 code for a protein of 607 amino acids. Gene Ontology annotation, cellular component: signaling receptor complex. Lineage: Eukaryota; Metazoa; Chordata; Chondrichthyes; Myliobatiformes; Dasyatidae. The record is from RefSeq and is a predicted model, not a curated record.